This is a messenger RNA of Pogoniulus pusillus (Red-fronted tinkerbird), 5819 nucleotides long. It is a transcript of the gene SPOCK1, whose product is annotated as SPARC (osteonectin), cwcv and kazal like domains proteoglycan 1. Lineage: Eukaryota; Metazoa; Chordata; Aves; Piciformes; Lybiidae. Gene Ontology annotation, molecular function: protein binding; calcium ion binding; extracellular matrix binding. The transcript has 11 exons. Gene Ontology annotation, biological process: anatomical structure development. The record is from RefSeq and is a predicted model, not a curated record. The coding region runs from base 210 to 1517 and encodes 435 amino acids.
GGCCGCUGGCCCGCGCCCGUCCCUGCCGCCGCCGCCGGUGCCGCCGCCGCGCACACGCACUCCCGGAGCCGCUGACGGAGCCUACGCGGGGCUCGCCGGCUCCUCCGACCCGCCGCCUCAGCAGCGGCAGCAGCACAAAGGGCGGCGCGGGGGGAAGAGGAGCAGGUGCGCACGCUGCUUGGAGCCACGGCCGGCAGCACUGCCCGGAGAUGUCGGGGGUGCUGGUAAUCGCCGCCUGGUGCUUCCUGCAAGUGGAGAGCCGGCAUCCUGAAAUCAUCACGAGUAGCAGCAAUCAUGGCAAUUUCCUGGACAACGACAAGUGGCUGAGCACCGUUUCGCAGUAUGAUCGAGACAAGUACUGGAACAAAUUCAGGGAUGAUGACUAUUUCAGAAACUGGAAUCCAAACAAGCCUUUUGAUCAAGCUCUUGAUCCAUCCAAAGACCCAUGUUUGAAGGUGAAAUGCAGCCCACACAAAGUGUGUGUCACUCAUGACUACGAAACUGCCAUUUGUGUCAGCCGCAAGCAGCUGGUGCACAGCAUUCGACAGAAGAAAGGGAACUUGGCUCAGAAGCACUGGGCUGGACCAGCCAGCAUAGUGAAAUGCAAGCCUUGCCCCACAGCACAUGCCAGUGCUGUCUGUGGAUCUGAUGGGCAUACAUACACCAGCAAGUGCAAGUUGGAGUUUCACGCCUGCACUUCGGGAAAAGCCAUCACAGCUCGCUGCGAAGGGCCCUGUCCCUGCCUUCCAGCCCCUGAGAGCUCCAAGCACAAGAUGGAGAAGCCUGCCUGCACAGACAAGGAGCUGAGGAGCCUGGCGUCGCGGCUAAAGGACUGGUUCGGUGCUCUCCACGAGGAUGCGAACCGCGUCAUCAAGCCAACCAGCUCGGACACAGCACAGGGCAGAUUUGACACCAGCAUACUGCCCAUCUGUAAGGAUUCCUUGGGCUGGAUGUUCAACAAACUCGACAUGAACUAUGACCUGCUGCUGGACCCCUCGGAGAUCAGUGCCAUCUACCUGGACAAGUACGAGCCCUGCGUCAAGCCGCUCUUCAACUCCUGCGACUCCUUCAAGGACGGGAAGCUUUCCAACAACGAGUGGUGCUACUGCUUCCAGAAGCCAGGAGGUCUUCCUUGCCAGAAUGAAAUGAAUAGAAUUCAGAAGCUAAGUAGAGGGAAGAGUCUGUUGGGGGCUUUCAUCCCACGCUGCAACGAAGAAGGUUAUUACAAAGCCACUCAGUGCCACGGCAGCACGGGGCAGUGCUGGUGUGUUGACAAGUAUGGCAAUGAGAUAGCUGGCUCCAGAAAGCAAGGGACAGUUAGCUGUGAAGAAGAGCAAGAAACCUCAGGGGAUUUUGGCAGUGGUGGAUCUGUUGUGUUGUUGGAUGACUUGGAAGAUGAACCUGAAACAGCAAAAAGAGAUGAAGAAGGGAAACUGAAGAUUCAUGUAAGAGCAGCUAAUGAGGAUGAUGAAGAUGAAGAUGAUGAAAAGGAUGAUGAAAUUGGUUAUAUAUGGUAGUGCCCAUAAGAAUGAGGACUCACUUUUGCACAGUGUUGCAAGUCACAUCAUAUCUCUGCAAUUGUAUCUGAGAGUACCUGGCACAACUACUCCCUCUCUACUGAGUUUAAUUUUCUAUGGUCUAUUUCAUUUGGAAGACAACUUUAUUUUCCAGCAAGGACUGUUUGGAAUACAGCUUCUGUUCUGUUGGUUUGGGGGAUUUUUUUCUAUCCACAGGGGCAAUGAGUUUUGUUUCCAAAGCGUUUCAUGUCUUAAUCCUCACUUGCACCGCUUAGGAGAUGCAUCCUGUGAAAGAAGACUCACAGAAGGGGUUCAACAAACCCAUACAAGGCUGAGAAGCCCUUCUCAUGCUAGAGAAUUUGUGGCAUAAGUUGUUACCUGCACCAUCUCAGAAACAGUUCUUUUAUGAAGAAGGAGAAGUAGGUGCCUCAUUUUCUAGUCCAUAUUUAUUAUGUUCCAGUCAAGAGUAAGUCUCUUCGGGUAGUGACUUCUGGCUGCCCAGCACCAGGGGUUUCAAUCCAGAACAAAACCUACUGGUGGGAUUUUCUCUUCCUUACACUCUCUAAGAAUGAGUCCUACAGGCUUAGUCCAGCCUAUACUGAAGGCAAAGCCCCCACCAGAGCAAGGAUCAGCUCACUGACACUCUUUGAUUGAGGAACAUGGCCUUGAUCUUGAGACAUUCAGAACCUGCAGCUGUGUCGGACCAAGCCCCUACAGGCAGGGAACAGAGUCCCUCUGCCUUUCCAAGUGUUUAAGGAAAGAGUGGGUUAUGAAUCUGUAGCAUCAAAACCAUCUCCACAGCUGCUCCCCAGUUUCUGUCUGAACUCACUGACACUGCACUAACAUAAUGCAAACAGCCUCUGCCUCCUGCUCACACCCUAUGGAUCUGCCUGCUCUUGGUGUACUCUUAGCAAUCCCUCGUUGCCAGGUCACAAAGCUGUCAAAGGCACUAGCCAGUGAAAGUAACAAGCUGCCAUUUCUUUAAUUUAGAUACUUAAUACUUGGCCUGUUUAGGGAAAUAAACCCUAAAGCACCAUCUUUAGGUGGUCAUGAUUCAGAAGCAAAGUCCCUUUCCUGGGUGUGAUGAGCUGCAGGCUCAGAAUAGCCACGCAGGAGACAGCACUGCAACACAGGCUGUGACCCCUCAGCACCUGCCCUCUGUUCACAGCUCUGCACUUGCAUCCCAGCACAUCGACAUCCUCUCGUUUGCUGCCUCCUUUCCCAUUGCUGUUCCUGAUGCAGUCAUGUGCUGUGUGACCUUCCAGCAUGUUUGCUGUUCUCAGCAGCACUAAGGGACACCUUAACCCCCUCACCUUUUGCAUUAGAAUGCAGGUACAAGGAUUUUAGCAGUGCCUGCGAUACCCUGUGAGUUAUUCUGUGGGAUGAAACACAGAAAACUAUUUAGAUUGAUGUUUAUAUUUCCUGUGAGCUAGCGUUGGGUAUAGAUAGAGACAGUAUGGAGUCAGAGCAUGUCUAAUUUCACACUCCCCUGAAAGCAGGAACAUACCACUCUGGUUGGCAGAAAUCAGGUUUUUAGGGAUGCUGGCCCAAGAGUUGUGGUCCUCAGCCCUCCCCAAAGUCAGCUGCAGGGCUCUGCUGCCCUUUCCCCCCACAAUGAAGGGCCUCUGCUUUCAGAGCUGCUCAGAAGAGCAAUAGAGACGACCUGUCCUUUCACACACCAUGUGUUGCAGGGGCUCAGUUGUUUUCUCUUCCAUGUCCUAUUUAUCUUGAUGAAUGACCCGAGAACACAGAGCAAGCCUGCUGCUGUUAGUGCAAAAGAUGUGUAAAACAUGAGCAGUUUGUUGUGUGAUGUUUCACACACACACACACAUACACACACCCAUCCAUCCUCCCCAAAAUCUGCCAUCAGUCAUUUGUAAAAGACCUGAGAUCCAACCUGCUUCUCAUCCCUCUGGGUUCCCUAUAGCUUUUGAGACUUUAAGUCAGCUGUUGUCCAUGAGCUGCACAGCUCUCUCUCUGUCUCACACACACGCACACUUUUCCUCCUUGCCUUCCAUGGAAAAUGAUGCUGACUUGCCAGGGGAACAGGUACAAGCAGCAUUUCUCUUUAGUCUGAGUUCCUAAGAAGCAGUUGGGCACCCUCAGUAGCUUGUUUCUCAGAUGCUGUGACUGAGUUCCUCCUGGUACUCCUCCAUAAUCUCUGAGUCUAGCUCUGCUGGCCUGUGCAGGACCUGCUAAGGCACAGAGUUGCCACUUCCUCUGACGUAUUAACCUGAGCUCCACGAUCAGUAGAGUUGUUAUGCUUCUCCUCCUGACUGCACUCAUUCGCCACACACAACUCAUUUUUCCCUCUGACUUAUCCUGGAGCUCUGCCUCACUUCAGAGGCCACACAGUAAAUCCUUCCUCCUGCACAGCACCUCACCAGGGCAAAGGCUGUCUGACCAAGCCCUUGGGUCCGAGGUUGCAGCCCUCUGUGUCACAUGCAAACAUGGAAGGUGAUGAAUCAAAAGCUGUUAAAUAAAUGAGCCUUUAAAAGCAAAUCCAGUUCUCAACACCCUUGAUCCCUGCUGAGCUCUAAUCUCUUACAUGCCACUAGUCCAAGACAGAGGUUUUAUAUCUUUCUCUUAUACUAUAAAACAAUCCCAGUCUCAGACUCACCAGCUCAGCCCUGCUGUGGGUCCCAGUCAAACAGCUCUGGGUCCAGCAAAGCCAGGCAAGAGGUCAGACACCUUGGCUGGUUUGACUGACCUCACAUAUUUGAAGCCCACUGGCCUGUGUUCAGGAGGCCACCACUCACCUCCAAGCAAUCAGCCAGUCAGCUGCUUCAGCUGUUCCAAUGUUCUUCUGAAUCAGGACCAGCAACUGGGAAGGGGAAAAAAGAGAAAGCAAAAAGGUAUUUUUUUACCAUUAGCUGAGCUGUAUCUGGCAACAAGAGAGCCUCAGGUGUUGAACCCCAGAGUGUCACAGCCUGGGCAGCAGCAGGGCAGGCAGCCUGGCGUGCAGGAAUGGCAGCUCAGCUUAGUGAGUGCCUCAGGAGCAAGAGCCUAAACGGCACAAAGCAAUUGAGCAAAGCCCAUUUGUGAUCCACUGGCAUCCUCCAGUGGUGGGGGGCUCCACAGCCUACGUGUACAUAUGUGUAUAUGUGUCUGUAUCUGUACAUGUAUACACAGCUGAGGGGGGGUGUGCACCUUGAGAAGCUGCAUUAAGAAGCUAAUGUCUUUAAAAGAAACCAGUGCUUGUCCCACAGCUCACUGCUCCUCCAGAUCAAGCCCCUGCCAUUCUUUAUGCUUUGUAAGGGAUUUGCUCCCAGCUUCACUGAGUUCCUUUUCCACAGCAUGCCUUCCCAUCUGCAGCAAGCCACUGACCUGCCAACCACUUUUCCCAUGGUGACAAAAUCAACUCAGAGCUGUCCCAUUCUCUGAGAGCCACAACCCAAUCUUUACCCUCCUUUUCCUUCCAUAGUAGAGACUCUGAACUACUGUUAGGCAUGGCUUUAGUGUUUCAAGGUGUCCUUUCAACUACCUUGGUUCAAUCAAACUCUCCUUGAGUUCAGCUUUCAGCACAGCUGGGUGUUUUUGGGUCAUUACUGGCCUUUGCUGUGAACACAAAGAAUCCUCUUCCUUUUCUUUGCCUUUUUCCCCCCUUUUAAAGCUAUCCUUUAGUAGCAUUUUAAACCAUGUGGUGUGUUUUAUUUAAUAUUUAUUCUACAGUUUAUAUUGAAGAAAGGAAAAAACCCAACAACAACUGUAAAGUUUCUAUUUAAACCCACACUGUUUGGUAGUGAAUGCUUCUCUCUGCCUCUCCAGCCUUGUCUGUUAGUGUACAUUUCUGGCAUGGGAAUAUUUUGAUAUUAGGAGUUUUGUAGCCUCUUCCCCCUCCAGCAGCAAAUGACAUAGAUCUAAGGUCACCACUUGCUCAGAUGGCUCAAGCUUAGCUUCCUGCGUUUGUUGGCCUUUCUUGCAGUCCCUUCUGUACACCAUUCAAGUUCCUUUACUACAUAGACUGCUUUGUACAGUUACUAUACAUCAAGAAGCCCUUUCUACAGUAGGUGGGUUUUGGUCUUUUUAUACUUUUCUCAAUGCUGUUGAUGUCUGUUACUGUUGACUGUGUAGCUCUGUAAGGAGAGAUCCAAAUCCUCUGUGUUUCAGUUUGGUGUCCCUACUGUAGAUGGAUGUAGACUAUCAUAGUAAGUAGAACUGCAUAGUAAACUGAAUGCUUUUUCCAUAAGGAGUUAAGUGGAAUGUGAGCAUUUUGCUAUCUUUGGUUAACUGUAAAUGCUUAACUGUAGUCUGAAAUAGUUGCAUUUUUGUCUGUCUCAAUAAAUUUUAAUUUGUCUGCGA